AUGGUAACAUAUACAUCAAAAAUAAAUACGAAAGCGAACCCAUUUUUGGGAAGAUUAUCAUUAAGAAGUUUAGUAGCAUAUACACCUAAUUUAUGGCUAUGGGGUGGUGCAUCAUUAUUUGGUAUGUUUGUGUUUGUUGAAGGUUGGCCAACUUUCCAAACUGAAAUAUUUAGUAAGAUCCCAAUUUUUGGUUCUCAUUGGAUAAAGGAAGCUCCUGCUGUCGAAGGUGAGGUAGAAGAAUAA
Messenger RNA from Naumovozyma dairenensis CBS 421, 243 nucleotides. RefSeq names its product ubiquinol--cytochrome-c reductase subunit 10 (gene QCR10). The transcript is spliced from 2 exons. Lineage: Eukaryota; Fungi; Ascomycota; Saccharomycetes; Saccharomycetales; Saccharomycetaceae. The record is from RefSeq and is a predicted model, not a curated record. Bases 1 to 243 code for a protein of 80 amino acids. Gene Ontology annotation, biological process: mitochondrial electron transport, ubiquinol to cytochrome c.